CUCUCUCUUCUCUCUUGCACCCCAUCCCCUUCCACAUAUCUCUCUCUCACGUGGACAUUUCCUGUGCCAUCUUGAUGGCCCGUGACUUGACCUCCUCGAGGUCGCCCACCAUGUAGAAUGCCAUCUCGGGGAACUCAUCGCAGUUGCCGGCCAUGACCUCCUUGAACCCCGCUAUCGUCUUGUCCAGCUCCACGAACCGCCCGCCCUUGCCCGUGAACACCUCCGCCACGAAGAAGGGCUGCGACAGGAAACGCUGCAUCUUGCGAGCCCUCGCCACCGUCAGCUUGUCGUCCUCGGAGAGCUCGUCCAUGCCCAAGAUCGCGAUGAUGUCCUGGAGCGACUUGUAGUCCUGCAGCACCUUCUGCACGCCGCGGGCCGUGUCGUAGUGCUCCUGCCCGACGAUGGUGGGGUCCAGCAUGCGCGAGGUCGAGUCAAGGGGGUCGACGGCCGGGUAGAUGCCCAGCUCGGCGAUCUGGCGCGACAGCACCGUGGUGGCGUCAAGGUGGGCGAAGGUCGUGGCGGGGGCGGGGUCGGUCAGGUCAUCGGCCGGCACGUAGAUGGCCUGCACCGACGUGAUGCUGCCCUUCUUGGUCGUCGUGAUGCGCUCCUGCAAGGCCCCCAGGUCGGUGGCCAGCGUGGGCUGGUACCCCACGGCCGACGGAAUGCGGCCCAGCAAGGCCGACACCUCCGAGCAGGCCUGGGUGAAGCGGAAGAUGUUGUCGAUGAACAGCAGCACGUCCUGACCGCCCUCGUCACGGAAAUACUCGGCUAUCGUCAAUCUGACACAAUGAGAUGAGAUGACACACACACACAAAAGACACACGGAUGGGACGGAUGGCACAAAGGCAGAUAGACAGACAGGAGUGCAUGUGCGUGGUGGUGAUACCCAGUGAGAGCGACGCGUGCGCGUGCGCCUGGGGGCUCAUUCAUCUGCCCGUAAACCAAUGCUGCCUUGGAUCCCGGCUCGCCACGCUUGAUCACACCUGCACACACCAACGCACCAACACACACACACACACACCCUGUCCUCUGUCGGCCACCAACGAGUGCGCUAUGUCGUCCCUCACCCACCCGAAGUGAUCAUCUCAUGGUAGAGAUCGUUGCCCUCGCGCGUGCGCUCCCCCACGCCAGCAAAGACGCUGUACCCUCCGUGUGCCUUGGCGACGUUGUUGAUGAGCUCCAUGAUGAGGACAGUCUUGCCCACCCCCGCCCCGCCAAACAGCCCGAUCUUGCCGCCCUUGGCGUACGGCGCCAGGAGGUCCACCACCUUGAUACCUGUGAUAAGCACCUCCGGCUCAGUCGACUGGUCCUGGAAGCUCGGUGCGGGCCUGUGGAUGGGCAGGGUCUUGCUCGUCUUGAUGGGGCCCAUCUCGUCUAUGGGCUCGCCGAUGACAUUGACGAUGCGGCCGAGGGUCUCGUCGCCAACCGGAACAGCUAUGGGGUUGCCCGUGUCGAUGGUCCGCUGCCCUCGCACCAGGCCGUCAGUGCCGUCCAUUGCGAUGGUGCGGACGGUGUUCUCGCCGAGAUGCUGCGCCACCUCUAGGACGAGGCGCGACUCGCGGUCCUGCACCUCGAGCGCAUUCAGGAUCGGCGGCAGAGGGCCGUCGAAGGCCACAUCCACCACGGCACCAAUCACCUGAGUGAUGCGGCCCGCCUGCUUGCCUUGAUUCGCUGCUGCCGGGGUGGCUGGCGUGGGUGGUGCCUUGGGUGCUGCUGCUGCUGCCGCCGCCUGUGCGAAGCUGCGCACCUGGGAUGCAAGAGCUGAUCUUGGGAUCUGAUGACGCGGCCACGUGCCGCACGCAGCGGCGGCGACCUUGCGCAAGCUCCUCAUUGCCACACCUCACAAGCAAAGCAUC
This is a messenger RNA of Vitrella brassicaformis, 1856 nucleotides long. Lineage: Eukaryota; Vitrellaceae. The record is from the annotation of a GenBank genome assembly.